Molecule: messenger RNA, 1146 nt
Organism: Pseudogymnoascus verrucosus
Lineage: Eukaryota; Fungi; Ascomycota; Leotiomycetes; Thelebolales; Thelebolaceae
Gene: RIM1
Product: ssDNA-binding protein, mitochondrial
Exons: 2
Coding region: 311-724 (137 amino acids)
Biological process (GO): mitochondrial DNA replication; positive regulation of helicase activity
Cellular component (GO): mitochondrial nucleoid
Molecular function (GO): single-stranded DNA binding
Source: RefSeq, a predicted model, not a curated record
CCCACUUCCCCCAAUGUCUCACGUGACCCCUCCCAAUCUCCUUCUCCGUCCACUAAGCGACCAUCCUUACUCCUACCUACCCGUCUCCGUCCACGUGACCCUCCCAAUCUCCGUUCACCGACGUUCACCCGACGGAUCAGCCAUCUCCGUCUCACGUGACCUCCUCUCCACAGCCCAUCGUCCCAAUCGAGACGAGACGCGCGCGAAGCCCCAAAACGCGCCUGAGCUCAUCUCACCCUGACAACACCAACCCAUCAACCACCGCCGCAAAUCAACCCACCACCACCAUCUCCACCACCUACACGCAAACAUGUUCUCCCGCACCAUUCUCCGCGCCCCGCGCGCCUUUGCCACCACCCCCCUCCGCGCCUUCAGCACCACCCCCGCCCGCCCCCUCGCCAAGCUGCAGCUCAUCGGCCACCUGGCCGGCGCGCCGGAGCUGACAGCCACCUCGACCGGCAGCGAGAUCGUCAAGUACAGCCUGGCGACGAGCAGCGGCCCCAGGGACAACAGGCAGACGAGCUGGUGGAACGUGGCUGCCUUCAUUGAGGCGGGGCCCAGGAGGGACUUUUUGUUGGCGCUGGAUAAGGGGACGCUGGUUUAUGUGGAGGGCGACGCGAGGAUGGAUCAGUAUACCGAUGCUGAGGGGAAGGAGAGGAGGGCGUUGAAUGUUGUGCAUCGCUCUGUGGAGAUCCUUAAGAGACCGACUUCGAGCGAGGAGUAGAUGGUUGAGACGAUUAGGAAGAGGGCAGGAUGACAUGGAUGCGCGGGAGAUCUCCCCUCUAGGAUUUUCGAACGAGGAAAUGGCGAACAGCGAGUGCGGAAUAUAAUGCAUCUCGACACCCCCGGCUCGGUAUAGAGAGGGAUGAGUAGAUGGAUAAACACGGGAGCGGCGGCAGCAUUUCCUUACAUGUAUGAUAUAAGGUAUGGACGAGUCUCGGCGCGGGAGUAUGUAUAAGGAAUACCUACCAAUCAGAAAACUUUCAUUGCAUUCUACCUUCUACCUUCUACCUUGGCCACGCAACCUCAUUUCACAACGCGCGCAGCUCUAAUUGCAUUUUUUUUGGUGGAAAACAUCCUUUCAUUGACUCUGGUCCUCUAAUACACAUUAUAGGACUAAUAAUACAAUCUUGACCAGAGCGGAGG